AUCUGCUCGCAAUAUCGUUCAGGCAGGAUGGCGGUUAACAAGAUGACAGGCAGUGUCUUGCAAUUUAGACCGAUCGAGGUCUCCCAGCAGUUGCAGGAUGGGGAAAAGUUUGUCAAGUGGGACGAGGACUCUGGUAUAGCAACUCCGGUAACAUUGCGGGUGGAUAAGUUGGGAUUUUACCUGCAUUGGGUAGAUCAGCACAAUGAAAUGGAAAUGUUGGAUAUCGCUACAAUAAGAGACACUAGAACUGGAAAACAUGCUAAGCUACCAAAGGAUCCUAAAUUGAAAUCUCUGGUAACGAUGGGCUCUCAAGACUCUUUAGAGGAAAAGACAGUAACGAUUUGUUACGGAUCUGAUUUUGUCAACAUGAAUUUUAUCAACUUUUGUACAACACGUGCGGAAAUUGCACAACAUUGGACAGAGCAAAUUUUUCAGCUUGCAUAUAAUUUAACUCUGCUCAAUACCAGCACAACUAUGUUCUUGCAGAAAGCACAUACCAAACUUACACUUACAGCAGAUAAAUCUGAAAAGAUUCCUGCGAAGAACAUAAUAAAAAUGUUUGCGCAAAAUAAAGAGGAUCGUAAGCGUGUCGAGAAAGCGCUCGAUAUUUCAGGUUUUCCAUCCGGAAAAAACGACGUAAUAUCGUUGCAAAAAUUUCAAUUCGAAGACUUCUUCAACUUUUAUAAAUCACUUACUCAGCGGUCGGACGUUGAGAAAGUUUUCGAAAGCAUUGUAGGCAAUAACAAACGUAGAUUAAUGUCCAUUACACAGUUCGUUGACUUUUUGAACAAAACGCAAAGGGAUCCACGUCUGAACGAAAUAUUGUACCCUUAUGCGAACGAAGCGAGGGCAAAAGAUAUUAUAAGUCAAUACGAACCAAAUAAAUAUAAUGCGAAUCCGGACCAUCUGAGUUUCGAUGGUUUUCUGAGGUACUUGAUGAGCGAGGAUAAUCCGAUCGUUGCUGUAACAAAACUCGAAUUGUCGGAUGAUAUGGACCAACCGCUUGCGCAUUACUUCAUAAAUUCUAGUCACAAUACAUACUUAACAGGACAUCAAAUUACCGGAAAGAGUUCCGUAGAAAUAUAUCGUCAGUGUCUGCUUGCCGGUUGUCGAUGCGUGGAAUUGGACUUCUGGAAUGGAAAAUUUGACGAACCUGUUAUUGUUCAUGGAUAUACAUUUGUACCUGAAAUUUACGCGCGAGACGUGAUCGAGGCGAUUGCUGAAAGCGCGUUCAAAACGUCAGAGUAUCCUGUCAUCCUUAGUUUUGAAAAUCAUUGUAACCCAAGGCAACAAGCUAAGAUAGCACAGUAUUGCAGGGAAUUUUUUGGUGAAAUGUUACUUGAUGCACCACUCGAAUCUCAUAAGCUGGAGCCUGGUCAAGAGUUACCACCUCCGAAUUUACUCAAACGUAAGAUCAUAAUUAAAAACAAGAAGAAGCAUCAUCAUCAUCACAAGAAGCAUAAAAAGAAGCAGCAAACGCCGGCGGCGGAGUCUGAAGAGGGAGUCCAAGAAAGCGAAGACAACGGAGUGAUAAAUCAGGCCGUUGAAGAAGAAAACGGUUCAGCACCGGACGUUCCUAACGCCGAAGAUGAUAAUAACGAUCAGCAAAUUGGGAAUGGAGAUAUUUCGCAUCCCCCGAUGCUGCAACAAAGACAGGGUAGCAAAGACAGUGCUCAAGACGACGAUGAAGACGAAGAGGAAUCGAGUACGGAAGAGGACGAAUCGAACGUCGAGGAUAUUAAAUUAAGAAUGGGCGAUAAAGUGCCUGCACCCGAUAAAGCAGCCAGUGCUAAAGAAACGGAAGCGGGAGCGGAAAUUUCAGCAUUAGUCAAUUAUGUGCAACCCGUUCAUUUUUACAGUUUUGAAUCGGCCGAAAAAAAAAAUCGUAUGUACGAGAUGUCGUCGUUCGACGAAAAACAAGCUACGACUCUUUUAAAGGAAAGGCCGUUAGAAUUCGUAAAUUAUAACAAGCAUCAGCUAUCGAGAGUAUAUCCAGCGGGUACACGUUUUGACUCUAGUAAUUUUAUGCCUCAAGUAUUUUGGAAUGCGGGUUGUCAGCUGGUCGCAUUAAAUUAUCAAACUCUUGACCUCGCGAUGCAAUUGAACUUGGGUACUUUCGAGUAUAAUCAACGUUGCGGGUAUCUUUUGAAGCCGGAAUUUAUGAGGCGAAGAGACCGGCGAUUGGACCCUUUUGCAGAGUCGACGGUAGAUGGUAUCAUAGCCGGAACGGUUCACAUACACGUGAUAUCAGCUCAGUUUUUAACAGACAAAAGAGUGGGUACUUAUGUCGAGGUAGACAUGUACGGUUUACCGGCGGACACCGUGAGAAAGAAAUUCCGCACGAGAAUUGUUCCGAACAAUGGUAUCAAUCCCGUAUUCGACGAGGAACCUUUUAUAUUUAAAAAGGUCGUAUUACCAGAACUCGCAGCAAUUAGAAUCGCCGCGUACGAGGAAUCGGGGCGUUUAAUCGGCCACAGGGUGUUACCAGUAGUUGGACUGUGUCCAGGGUAUCGACACGUUGCUCUCAGAACAGAGUGCGGCCAACCGUUGCCGUUGGCCAGUUUGUUUUUACACGUUAUCGUGAAGGAUUAUGUUCCGGACGGGCUGAGCGAACUCGCCGAAGCCCUGUCGAAUCCGAUCAAAUAUCAGAGCGAAGUUGACAAAAGGGAGAAGCAGUUGUCCGUUCUUACGGAUUGUUUGGAAGACCCGUCGGAAGAAGUCGAUGAUAAGCCGAAAGUUAGCGAAGCUGCAAGUUCCUCUAAGCCACCUGAGGAAACCAUUAAAACGAAGAGGUUGCAAUCCGUGGGCGAGUUGCCGAUGCUCGUUCCAACUUCUACCAACGUGCACGGCAGACCAUCGAUCGCUGGCGUGAACACUUCCGAUGCUCAGGACGCUGAAGAGGGAACGCCAGCUCCUGCGGUUCCAGCCGUCGAUUCCUCCGCGAAUAAAAGCCCGGUGAACGCCAGCAGCGCGAGCGAUGAAAUAGUGGCGGAGUCUUUAGAAAAGUUAAUGGAGAACAAGCUUGUCAGGGAGAAAAAGGUAGAGCUAGAAAAGAAGCUCGAAUCGUUGCGGAAAAAGCACGAGAAAGAGAAAUUGAGGAUGCAAUCGCAGAAGGGCUCGAUCGACGGUGAGAAACACAGGUCGAAGUUUUACGUGAGCAACAAGUUGGUGAAACGACUGUCGAGUAGAAAUAUCUUCUCCAGCGAGGUGGGUUUGAGCUCGAUAGCCGCAGAGCCAUCCGAUUGCCCGGAUUUGGAGAACCGCGAUGGGAACGGUGGAGCACCAAAAGGACUGCCUAGAAGCCAGAGCGAACGUUUACUGGCCGUGUGCAAAGCUCACGUUCAACAGGAACGCGAUCUUCAAGAGAAGUAUUACGAGAACCUGUUCGUGACGGUCGAGAAGGUGAUGAAAACCUCACAGUCUAACCAAAUAAAGUCAUUGAGAGUGCUCUUGGAGCGUGAGACUGCAGAUGUUAUGAGGAAACUUCAGGCUACGAGGCACGGAGAGGUGAAACAGUUGGCGAAGGUACACAAAGACAAAGCAGAGUUUGAUCGCAUGAAGAGAGAGGUCGCAAAGUCAACUGUAGAGAAGGGCGUGAACGAGUGCACUCGACUGGCUAAAAUUUACGAGAAGAAGCGCACGGAGCUUGAACGGCAGCACGAGGAGGUCAGGCAAAGGCUCGAAGAGGAAAGAACCAAGGUGAAAGAGUCCCUGAUGGCGGAGUACAGCAGUCGAUGCAGCAAGUACGAGAGCGGAGAGUUGUCUCUGUCGCCAUCCGGCGGUACCAGUAUGCCGGAAUCGCUCAGCGGGAAUACGUAUUGACUCAAUCGAUCGUCGACUUAGCAUUGCAAGUCUCGAAGUGACAUAGUUAUCACGGAUUCGCAGAUCCACGGCGGUAAAUGAUUUUUUACCGGGGUGCGUGUCCGGUUCGUGAAGAUGAUAAAAUAGCGGAAUUGCGCGUUACUUCUCCGGAAAAGAGGAGCCGUGUAACGACAACGGUAGGGAAUUGGUGAAGUCUACGCUGUUACCUGUGUUUUGCUAACGUAAUUUUAUCCACUUCCGUGAAAGUCUUUUUUGCAAAUGUGUACAGCAGCAUUUACGAGGGUGGUAUCUGCGAGGAUUCCAGACGAGCAGAACUCGUCUGCCCGCGAAGCAUUUGACAAACGUCUAGCGCGCGCAAGGAAUUACAUUUUUGGAAUGACAUAUAUCGAUACGACGACGAGCAGCGUUGCAACUAUCUACUGUAGGUACGUACGUGCGAAUCUGUGGAUAUUAUCGUGUAUUAACUGUUUCGAAGGGUUACGAACUCGCGUAACGCGUUUUAAGACGAUUCUCCUAUUUACUCGGAAGAUCUUAACUUCUUGGAAAAUCGAUGAUACCGUGGGUCGGUCGAUUACUUCGAUCGAUCGUUUUGAUCUCAACACGAACGAUAUGGCGCGCGUUGCGUUCGAAAGAAAGUUAAAUGGGGCAGAAAGCGAACAAGUUCGCUCGAGUUUGUUUCUUUUCGAUUAUCGAUAUUACUUUUUACGCACAGUAUUAAACGCACCUGUUUUUCUCAUUACGCUCAAAACGUCACCGCCAGUGUCGAGAUUUCCGUUACGUUCUCGGAGUUUUUUUUUCCUUUUUUUUUUUUUUUAUUAACGAAAACUUCGGAAAGGCGCGAAUGUGAACGAUCACGCGGAAGAGGUACACGAUUCUAAAUAAGAAAAUAAUCUUUCUAAGUGCUACUAUUUAAUCUUGUUAUUAUAUGUAUAAGGCGUUAUUUAAUUAGCGAAACGAUGAACUGAGUCGCGCGUUCCAAAAAAAAGAAAAUAAACAAAAAAAGAUAUUAUACUCGUAACGUUGCAGGAAUCGAUCGAUCGCUACAUAAUAAUCGGACCUCAGGAAACACGAAACGUGAGAGAGGGAGAGUGUGAGAGAGUGUGAGAGAAAUGCAGUACGCCGAGGUGAGGAUGAAAUCUCUUUUUUUGGCCUAGUGGAUAAGUGACGCGUUGAGGUCUGGUCUGGGUUGGGCGCGUGCGUGAUCUGAUAUAUUUUCUGACUGAAAGUACUCCGUAUAAAGACAUUUUUUCGAUACGUUAGCCUGUAUCUAUAACGCUAAAGAGUUCGUAUUGUAUAAAGAAAGCAAACCAAAAAAACAAAAAAACGAGGAAAUAUUAACGGGAACGUUUCCAGCGUUUUUGUACCGGGGUUUUCGGGCCGCGGCCGUGUUCGCGGCCGAAGCGAUUACUGAUUUGGAGCGAGCCUCUUUCUAGGAAGACAAUCAAAAAAAAAUGUUACGUCGGUAACAUUGUCCUUGUUGUUUCUAAUCGUACGAUAUUUUAAGCAACUCGAUAUUACACACACAUAUAUAUACAUAUAUAUAUAUAAAAUCUAAAAAAAAUAAAAUACGUACAUACAUGUUCGUAAGCAUGUAUGUACGCAUUCUUAUUAGUUAUUACAAGUUUAGGAUUAAAAGUUAUCUGCGCAUUGUAAAUCUCUCUCGUGUGGUCCAUCCCAUUAUUUAUUUCGUAAACAAGUCCCGCCGAGGCGGGCGGGAGGUAUCCGAGGAUCGCGAGCUUUUUGCAAAGUACGACAGAUUUUAGCGACUCGGGCUCACCGACGAGACUACACACGUAUAUAUGCGUAUACGCACACAGGCACACGUCAUACAUGCACACACACACGCGCAACUAGGCGAGGAGCAUAAUCGUUAUCAACGCGAGGGAUAAGCGUUACCUUUGCUAUCGCGAAGGUACUCCAAAAUAUGUUGUGCAAUCGAAAAGUAGAUGAUUUCUCUCGGAACGAAAAAACAAACACAUGGUCGUGGGUGAAAUUUAUAUAAAGUGUGUAGGAAUAGCAAUUUAUGACUGGCGACGAGCACCACUGGUUGGUCGACUGAUUAAUUAAAAACAGUCAUUUACGACAGGUAGUUAAAAAAGUUUUUUUUUUGUUUUCGAGAGCGAUCAUCCGUCUUUGGCUUCUAUCGCGAUAUUUUUGGGCGUCCUGACUACUGUCGUUUACGUUGCGUCGAGGGAUUACGCUCAGAUUAAUUCCCUUCGAUUUGGAGACUGAAUUCGAUCCUGAGUCGUUGAUAAACUAUUGUCCAUCGUUGGAUAGUUUUACGGUCGUUGCUUUAUUUAUUUAAGAAUAGGCGUUUUUUAUAUGACGAUGUUCAUGGUCCCGCGUGUCUUGGCAAUGUAUAAGAGCGAGAUAGCGCGAUCCACGUAGGGUCUCUUCCGUUUCAAACUUCCUGUCGCCGCGUAAAUGUCCGAGGCUGUAACAGAGUUUCUGGAGGCAUUCGAAAAUGGAAAUAGUUUUCGAUAACUUCGCUUUUGAGAACAGAAUUUUUGUCGACGUGGAACCACGAUUAAUUCGAACUGAAUAACGGGGGAAAAAAAGAAGAUAUUAACUCUAGAAUUAUCGUACAUUUACGUGUCCGACUCGAAGGGAUAACUUAGCGUUAGAUAGUAGAAGUUUCCGCUUCCAAACAUAGUUCUAGGCGUCACGACGAGUUACCAUUUCGUUUCCUUUUAGUUCCGGCGCCUCGAUUAAUCGCGAACGCAUUUUCCCCGCGAGUUACCAUUUAUUCCCCACCAUGAACGAGAACAGACGCAAAAAGCUAUUGUACAUUGCGGUGUACUCGUUCGACGAGAACACUCACCGGGAUGAAACAGUGAUAAUCUGUAGACGAUGAGAUAUAUAUAUGUAUAACGUACACGUAUAAGCGGGUACAUUUAAUUAGCAACGGUAGUCGUGCUGGACUACCUUCGGCGUUCAAACGCGAGAGAAAUCAAUACAUUAUAGUACAUUAUGCUAAGUCGUACGAGAUUAUCGGAUGUUUAUUUAUAUAUGUAUUUAUGUAUAUAUAUAUAUACGUACGUAUGUACAAGGCGAUUCUUACAACGAAUCUACGCGAUCAGUCUGCGGAGGAAAAGUCACGCAUGAGGUGAUUUGAAAAUCGAGUCUUCGUCUAUCUUUUUGAUUAAUUUUUUUAUUCGAGGAAAUUACGGUAACGUACGUCUUUCGUUAAAUCGAUGGAUCGUCUGUUAAGAAUCGCUCUGUACGUACAAAUAUACGUCAAUGCACAUGUUCGUAUACAUAUUGCGCGCGUGUUGAUGUUUUUUCCGGAUCGUUUAGUCGUAACGAUUCCUCGCUUGCGCCGCGACACCGUAAAAACGUGAAAUAUCUCGCGUAUUUCCGGUAUCGCGGCGCACGCGAAUUCUUCCAACGCUUCGUAGCCGAGAGCGAAACGUUUACGAACAAUCGGACUGUGAGAUCUGUUCCUCGAUUAGCCCACGCUGCGUAUGCUCUUUGUUUCGUUCGAGCGGGGAGAAAAAUUGCACGCGACGACGGUCGAGCAAACCUUUUUUUCGUCGACCGUCGUUUACAGGGUUCGCGUUCAAGGUUUCCUUUCGACCGUUUCAUUCUUCUCCGCGCGUUUUGCCGCACGAACGUCGCGUAUUCGCUCAGGACGAAGCGUCGUUUCGUCCUCUUCCUAUAUUCCUGUAAUAUACAUACCGCGUUCACGCGCGUGCGCUCUCGAAAGCCGUUCAAACGUAUUUGGUUACUCUGCGUUAUGUAUAUUACACACGUGUACCUAACGUAUAAACGUAAAGACUAGGUUACGAGGACAGAUAUUAUAUAUAUUCACGUUGAUAUUAUGUGUUGUUGUUGUUGAUGUUGUUAACGGUAGAGUAGCGAAAAUAAGGUGGCAGUAAUAGCGUAGUCGUUGUUCGUAGGAUUAAUUGCGAGACUAAAUUCGUUACUUGUACGUCGCGAGUAAUGUCGCGUGUUUCGUUAUGGCGGCUAGCUUUGCAACGAUCCGUGCGUUCCAAAGCCACGUUUCCACGGUGGGCUCCUUCGUCUUCGAGUGUUUUCUCGUAACGUCUAUGUUGUUGCAAUCUAUAGAGUGUAUACAGUCUCUGACUAUCUAAGCAUUGAUAUUAUAUAGGCAAGAUGUAUUCUUGUAUUAUUUCUGGUAUGCUAUGUAUACACGGUUCUGUCAUGUUUUUUAUAUCUGCUAUUUUGUUAAAUGUCUGUAAUCUUUACUUCCAAAUCGGCUACUGUAGUAUUUGGGGAUAAGUUCUUCGAGGACAAGUUUAUGGUGGAUUUUGACUCGUGAUACGGUGCCACGUAUUGCACAUAAUACUCUAUGUGGCUCAGAAUGGCAGUAAAACAUAAACCAGCCGUUCUGUAUACAUAGUCAUUUUAGUAUGCAAUAAAAACACAAGGAUUAUAGUUAGGUUGGCUCUAAUUCGAUGGCCAGGGACUGUACAUAGACGUCGAAACUGUAACGCGUAUAUAGUUUGGUCCACGGUGGACAAUUCGCAGGCACCCUUAGCUUCGGUGCAGACGAGCGACUUUUCAACGCAGGAUAAAUAUCAUAUUUUCUUAACACUUUAACAGUGGAAGUUCCCCAACUGUAUUUGGACCCGAUAUUUAAAAAUUUAGCAUUUUAUAAACAUUAUUGUUUGAUAUAUUCGAGAGCUUAGAAUUCUUGAAAGUUUCGAGUCUUGAAUCUCUUCUUUCUUUACUCUCUAUCCUUCCCUAUGUUCGAGCCAACUCCUAUCGAAACUCUAAACAUUCCCAAAUCUAUCGAGACCGCCGAGCUUCAAGAUAUUCAUGACUUUCGAAGAGUUCUGAGCGUCGAAACAGCAAAGUGUCGAUCGAAAGGAAAAGAAAAAGAAGCACUCGUGCGGUAAAAAUUCGCUCGCCUGCGCCGUUUUAACGGUAAAAGCAUCACCGGGAGUUUCCGUUGGAUGCCACUGGCUGAAACUUAUCGCGCGAAAUUUGCCAAUUUGCUGCGAAUCGCGAGAGAUACAAUAACGGAUAGGGACGCGGUAUCGUAAGUUGUAACGUAGUAUUGAAACGGCCUAUCGACGAUCGUAACGGUCUGGCGUCGCUCACGUUCCUCUCGACAUUGUUUUCGCGCGUUUCCGAAGGGACGUUUCCGGUUCUCUUCCGGGGAGAUUUCCGCUGGCGAGCGCGCGUUCAACGCGCACGCGAUCGUGCGUUCCUCUCCGCGUUUCAACGAAGAGUUUUCCUCCAAAGAAUCACCGUCGAGACUCUUCGUUGGACGUCGGACAUCUUGAUUCCUCCCGGGCGCUCGAGAGACGCCGAACUCAAUAUUCACCGAAACAGUAUUGUAAUAUUUCCUGUCUCCUCUUGGCCGCGUAACGUUAUUGUAAAACGCUGAGAUCGGAGUUUAUAACAUAAAUAUCGUGGCAUGAAACGCGGUGGUAGCGUAUCUCGAGCGUCCCAGCGGGGAUCGAGCUUUACGGAUUUAAAUCUCGCGCGUCCUUUUUCGUACCCCGUUGAUUCUUUGGCUUCCGCGCGACAGGGACACCUCUCCUUGUAACAACGAUUCUUCGUACCUGACUCGAUUCGUCUGUCGAUCCAAACGUUUCCUCCGAACCGAAUCGAACGAACGCGCCGCGCGAGAGAAAGAAGAGUAUUUCUUCCUCUCCCGGGCGACUCGUUCGUUUCGGGAUCGUCAGCUGUCAAUUCUUCGAUGCUUCGAAUAUACUCGUCGAUGUUAAAUGUGAUUUUUCUAGCGAACUUCGUGCGCUCGUCGUUUUUUCUUACGCGCGUUCUCUUGGUGUCGUUUCCGUUCGCCAUCGACCGCGGUGGCAGGCCGCUUCCGCGUUUACUUUUGUCCGCGAGACGUCUUUGUUCGCUGUCGCUCAACGACGCUAGUCCGAUAACCGACGAGAAAGAAGGCUAAUUCGACAAACGAUCGAUAAAUUUAACGGUGCAACGUGCAAUGAUCUUUGUACGAUCAUCGUUGACGCGAUCGUUUCGAACGAUUAUUGCGGAAGUGGCCGCGAGGGCGUCGAGCUUGUUGUGUUUCCGACGUUUCUAUAGUCGUGUAUAGAGUCUUGCCAAGUAUUCAGAGUUCUUGCCUUCCAUUGGAACGUGAUUCUUUCCAUCGUUCGAUCGCGGGGACACGGAGCGUAACCGGCGAUCGACGCGAGUCGUUCGUAUUAGGCGCGUACACGCGUGUAUAUAUAUAUAUAUUUUUUUUCUUCCCAUUUACGUGGUUUAUUCUUCGAAGCUGUACGAGCUAAAUUUAUUGUUCCCUUCGUAUCGCGUAAGAAGCAGCGGUAUCGAUCCGAGCGGGAAUAUUUACGGACGAUUAGUAACGCUUCAUCCGUUUGUCCCGCGAGGCGCGUUCGCGUUUCUCCUCUGCAAAUUAGAACGACGCGUCGCAGUUUGUUUUCCCUCGGCUUCCAUCGCCACGGUCGAUUCCUUCGUUCGUCACGCAACACACCAGAGAAAAUUAAGGGUUUCGUCCUUUCAUCGUUCACGAGCCGCUUGUUCUUUCUCGCUCGCUCGGACGGUUUAUUGUUAAUUGCCCGUACAAAACCGCGCUCACCUAUUAGCCGUAAUUUACGAGUCGCGUCCACAUUAGAUCGACCGACAGCGAAUUUAUUCGUUGUAACGUUCCCAAGAUUUUCCGCCGAUACAUAUUUUACGUAAUUUUAAACGCCUCGGACCGCCGUCCGCCAAUUGAUUUAGCGCGGCAGUAAUAAUUUCCCACGUCGGGCAGCUCCUUUUUCUUCGUCGCGGUACAGUUACUCGAUUUAAUAUUCGGACAAACUUCGAAAUUAAUCUAACCUUUGCUCGUUAAUUCCACCAUAUUUUUUUUUUGUUAUAGGCCACGAUGGAGACAAGCUUUCACGUUUCAAUAUUUUCUUGGAUGUCCCUAUCGUCUAAGAACAUCUACGUGUCGGUGUGUUUAAAAUAAUUUUUCAUCAAUUUUCGGUCGCAUUUAAAUCUGACGACUGUGGCACUUUUCCACGGUACACCCGUAUUCGUUGCACGUUUUAUUAAAGUUCGUUUCGAUACGAAUAUUUGUUCAUGCGCGAAAUUCAAUCAAGCUUCCGCCAUGUUUCACGGUCGGUUUGACGUUAUUUGUUAUUGUUGAGACGGUUCGCGCCACGUUUGUUUUUGUUAGCAAAGAUCGUAUCGACUGCGAUCGUGCUUUAGAAAUAAAUUCUUUGUUCGUGGCUUUCUCCGAGCCGCUCUGCCGUUAGAGCAUCUUUUAAAACAUUUAAGAACCGUGUCCACCUGUAUAUAAUUCAUUUUAUUAGACGAAACGUUCUAAAAUAUCGAACGUCCUAUCGUUUUGUCCGGCACUGUACAAUAAUGAGUUUUAGGAAUAUACUUGGGUAAGGUCGAACAGGUGUCAGGGUUGAUUGGACGCUCGUGUGACGAGUUAGGGACAAAACUUAAAACAUACAAUUACCCUUACGAUUAACGAUGACUUCGACCAUUAUUUCGAACCCUGAUGCAAACUCUCUGACUAUACUUUUCCGGUAUAGUUUUACCGUGUAACCAGAGGAUCGGUUGUACAAUUAAAAUUUACAUUUCUUUAUUAAAAUACAAUCAGCUACGAAUUUCAGACAUCGGUAUUUCGACUUUCGUUCGUUUCUCGUCACACUGCGUCGUUUCGAAACGCGGAUUCCCGUCGAAACGUCGACGGGGUUUCCGUCGUCUUCGCUUUCUUCUGCCAUUAAACCGCGCGUUCCGCGCGAUCGACGUGUCCUCGCGAUCCACGCCAGGACGUCUUAGCAACUGGUCCUCGCUAUCGGCGAACUGGCACGGAGCAUCCGUAAAGAUAAGAAUUUUUUGAGCCGUUUUUUACAUAUACUUCCGCCAUCCUAUCGGCGUCGCGAGAUCUCGCGCGAAACGACCUUUCGAUGCGUUCCCCUUUGGACUGUUUUCGUACGUUUCGGAGUAUUUUUCGAUUUCGACGCAUUUACAUUGUUUCGCUUUGAACAUAGAUCUGUGUUAGAUGUACCCGGGGACGACGUAGAAGACCGCGCGGAGCCGAGCAAAACGGCCGUUGGUCCCGGUUCGCGAAGCGCCGGUCGAAUUCUUCCGAGUUGCUUUUCCGUUUUAGGGUUUCGGUAUCGCUUUCCGUUGAAAAGAACCGACCAGAACGUUCCGAACGUACGCGGUGGAAUACACCGUUUACGACCUUGUCGUUUGGAACGUUUCGUGGGAAUUGUGAUCGCGUUGCUCGGACCUCGAGGAAGCGUCUUAGUACCGAAACCGAUCGAUGUCGACGGUUCUCGGACCGUCUUAUAAACUUGGGUGUAUUUUUUAGAAAGAAGCGUUAGACAACAAAAGAAAAAAAAAAGAAAUUGUUACUCCCUGUAUAUGGUUACCGUAAGCACCGCAAACAGAUCCACCUAUUACCCAUACGACGAUAUAUGAGUUUUAACGAUAUUCUAUAAAUGGCUGUACCGUAUUGUAAAAUCAAAGAUAUAUAGUGUAUAAUAAAGUUUUAGUGGCGUA
Colletes gigas is the source of this 12285-nucleotide messenger RNA. It is a transcript of the gene Plc21C, whose product is annotated as 1-phosphatidylinositol 4,5-bisphosphate phosphodiesterase classes I and II. Gene Ontology annotation, molecular function: calcium ion binding; phosphatidylinositol-4,5-bisphosphate phospholipase C activity. NCBI's taxonomy places the organism in Eukaryota, Metazoa, Arthropoda, Insecta, Hymenoptera, Colletidae. Bases 28 to 3822 code for a protein of 1264 amino acids. The transcript has 18 exons. The record is from RefSeq and is a predicted model, not a curated record. Gene Ontology annotation, biological process: lipid catabolic process; phosphatidylinositol-mediated signaling.